Trematomus bernacchii (emerald rockcod) is the source of this 1398-nucleotide messenger RNA. RefSeq names its product homeodomain-interacting protein kinase 1-like. Gene Ontology annotation, cellular component: nucleus; cytoplasm. The transcript is spliced from 10 exons. Gene Ontology annotation, biological process: peptidyl-threonine phosphorylation; peptidyl-serine phosphorylation. Lineage: Eukaryota; Metazoa; Chordata; Actinopteri; Perciformes; Nototheniidae. The record is from RefSeq and is a predicted model, not a curated record. Gene Ontology annotation, molecular function: protein tyrosine kinase activity; protein serine/threonine kinase activity; ATP binding. Bases 1 to 1398 code for a protein of 465 amino acids.
AUGCCGUCAGUUUUGAAAUCUCAACCCCUGGUCAACACAAUCUCAGACAAUUACGAGAUUUUAAUAGUUCUGGGAGUGGGUUCCUUUGGACAGGUGCUGAAAUGUUUGAAACUGGACACUGCAGAGACUGUGGCUGUCAAGGUUUUGAGAAACAGUAACGCAGAUGCACUCAACAUGAGAGAGAUGCUCAUGCUGAAAAAGCUCAGAUGUAUGGACUCUGAUAAGUCCACCAUCGUCAAAUGCCAUGAAUGCUUUCAACGGAUGGACCGGACGUUCAUGGUUUUUGAAAUGCUGGAUAUGAGCCUCCAUGAGUACAUGGACAAGAGAGAAUGGCUGCCUGCACCUCUCAAUGGCAUAAGAACGGUGAUCAAAGACUUGGCCACAGCAUUUGAUACCCUAAAGGGUAUGGGACUGAUCCAUACAGACUUGAAGUUGGACAAUGUCAUGCUGGUGGAUCACCAGGUACAGCCGUUCAGGGUGAAGCUCAUCGACUUUGGCCUAGUUGUAAAGACCUCCGAAGUCUGCAAAGGACUUGUAGUGCAGCCUGUCUGGCAUAGAGCCCCUGAAGUUAUUCUUGGCCAGCCAUUCAAUGCGGCCAUCGAUGUUUGGUCUCUUGGAAGCAUAUUGGCCGAAAUACUCCUCGGUUUUCCGCUUUUCCCAGGAAAUAAUGCGUAUGAUGUGACACCCUUGGAGUUUCAGCUGGAAACAAAGCUGAAGACGAGUGAUGACAGGGAAUACACGUUUUCCUCUCUGGAGGAGCUGAAAACAUCAAGCACACACAACAAAACCAGCUUCCAGGCAGAAGACAGGAAGGCUUGUGUGGAACUUUUGCAGGACAUGCUCCAGAUGGACCAAAAGAAAAGGAUUACUCCAAAACAAAUCCUGGCCCAUCCAUUCAUAACCAGGAGCUACCUCAAUCUGAGCAAAAACUGUCUGUAUGGCACUGAAACUGUAGAAGCUGACAGUUCCAGCGAGAGGCCAGAGACUGAACAGACAAAAGUUGAUGGAUCCUCUGAACACUCCUGUAGUCUCAAAGAGCUGCCAGCUGGGGUCAUCGAGGUUCAGACCGAUGAGAGGACCAUACUGGUUGAAGAAGCCACCAAAGAGAGCAGUGUCAUCAGGACCCAGACUGUGCAGGGAGAUACCCCCAGCUCAGUGAAGGCUGAAAUUGCACAUGAAAUUAAACUGGAUUCAAUCACUGAUGAAGAUUGGGAAAUAAGCAUCGUAUCGGUUAUUGGAAAAGGCCAUUCCGAAGCUCCCAAGUCCAGCAGCGAAGAGACUUUGCCCGCACCUGUGGUCAGCGAGCCAAGGAAGAAAAAGAAGAAGGGAAUCAGAGGAUUCUUCUCCAGGAUGAGGAGGAAUUUCUUCUCCUGCUUCUGUGUGCGAGGAGUGAAGUAG